UGAAGAAGCUUCUUCGUGAAUAGAACGGAACCACCGACGCAGACGUCAUCAUAAUAAUCAGUCCCUAAGUCUCUACUCUAAUCAAUAAAAUUUAAAUCAGAUUAAUUCCCAAAAUGUAAAAUAGUACGAAAUCAAUCAGAUUACAUAAAUAAAUCUCCUGAGAAAAUGUCAAACCUCCACAACGGUUUAUUGAUUAAACUAAUCCAAAUACAGAAAGAGAGAGGAGGUAGACCUUUCUAGAGAGAGAAGAGGAAAGAGAGAAAGAGAGCUCGAAAUCUCAUCCCUGAGCUCGGGGACUAAGCAAUGGAAGAUUUCAGAUCCAAAUCAUUGGGGCAUGGAAAAAUGCAGAUGGAGAGCUACUACGGGACCGGGGCCGGGGGACCCACCUCAUCUGGGGUCAGCGGUAUGCAAGAUCUCAGGUGUUACAGUGCUUCUUACGCAGCCUCAGUCCACCCAACCCAAGCUCAGUCCCAAUCCCAAGUUGGGAACGAGGGAAAGUUGAAGAAGGGCAAGUCCACAAAUGGGUCUGUCUCCAAAAGUUGGAGCUUCAAUGAUCCAGAGUUGCAGAGGAAGAAGAGGGUCGCUAGCUAUAAAGUCUACACGGUGGAAGGGAAGGUCAAAGGGUCUUUGAGGAAGAGCUUCAGGUGGCUCAAGGAAAGGUGUAGCAGAGUGGUUUAUGGGUGGUAGCGAUUCUCCGGGAAAACCAAAAAUCGGUGAAGCUUUCCUCUUCUUUAGAGUGUUUGGGCACAGCAUGUUUUGAAAUAAAACAAAGAACUCCCAUUGAUUCAAUUAUUGUGGUUGUGGAUAAUUUGGUAUCAGAAUCUCAAGUUAAUUACUUCAUUGUUAUAUGUUUCAAGAUAUUGUUUUGUAACAUCUUUAACAAAAGCAAAAGCCUAGGUCACAUUGCCUCCCCUCCAAUAUACUUUCUAGUAUUAAUCGUAACCCAAUUAGACUCUGAACAGUCCUUUUCCAUCACUAGCUAUUGAGGCUAAUUGGUUUUGAU
Humulus lupulus (European hop) is the source of this 1003-nucleotide messenger RNA. RefSeq lists its product as uncharacterized. Lineage: Eukaryota; Viridiplantae; Streptophyta; Magnoliopsida; Rosales; Cannabaceae. Bases 304 to 687 code for a protein of 127 amino acids. The record is from RefSeq and is a predicted model, not a curated record. The transcript has 2 exons.